GUGCUCGUUACCUAUGUUUCACGUGGUGACGUUCCUAGCCUUGCCUGUAUGUCUUUCACAGUUGGCGACAGGGAUAGUGGAAAUGUUUUCGACCCUACCCGUGUGUACGAAUAUUUGGAGAAGAUGACGAUAAGCCCAAUAACUUAUUUGAACACCAAAGUCUCUUCAGUAUAAACGUGAUAUUGCUUAGAGUGACUCACAUAUCUUGACCUCCAGCUGAGAAAGGAUAAACGAAAAACCACACUGAUACAGCGGCGGAUUUUUGUGUGGUUGGUAGCGCUAACGUUAGCUAGCUAACGUUAGCUAGCUAUGGAGGAUAUUAACUCAAACAUCAACGCGGACUUGGAGGUGCGCAAGCUGCAGGACUUGGUAAAGAAACUCGAACAGCAAAACGAGCAGCUCCGUAGUCGGUCUACUCUAUUGUCUUCGUCUGGAGCAGUGUCAGGAAACCAUAGACCCCUUAGUGCUGGAUAUGACUCACCCCUGUCAGCCGCCUCGGCGGCGGGGCUGGUCGGCUUCCCUGGGGUGGGGUUCGGCGGAACGGGUGCCUAUGGGGGGCUUUUGGAAAACUCCCGUUUGAGCCCCAGACUGUCAUAUGAUGGCAUCAGUUUCAGGAGAGCAUAUGAGGGCGAGGGGGCAUCGGCUGCCACCUCUUUCACUGGCAUCAAUUCGUACUUUACUGACGCAGGGGAAACACUGGGUUUUAUGGAUGAAGGGGAAACUUCAAUCUUGGAUGAAGUAGACAUCCUCGAUCUUGAAGACAUGGAUUGUCUGAACGAAGAUGAAGACAGCUGGCUGUAUGAGGCGAAGCUGAACAGCCCUUGGCAGAAAGCCUUGAGUCCCAUCGUGUGGUGUCGCCAGGCUCUGGACAACCCCAGUCCUGACAUGGAGUCAGCCAAGCGCUCCCUCAUCCACAGACUGGACCUCACCAUGUCAGCAAACAAGCGGAGGAGCCUGUAUGGAAGUUCCUAUAGUCCCCAGGUGAACUACGGAAGCCCAUACAGCACAAACACAUUGAACAGCCCCUACAGCAGCGGCUUCAACUCCCCUUCCUCCACCCCCAGCAGGGUGCCCAUCGUCAGACAGCAGCUGAUGCCCCCUCUCCACCAGGCUCAGCAGCAGCGUGGUGGCUCAGUAGAGAGAGAGAGGAACGCCCCACCGGUCAGCCCUCAGUCUUCAAUAGACAGUGAGCUGAGCACCUCUGAGAUGGACGAGGAUUCUGUGGGAUCCUCCACCACGUACAAACUCAACGACGUCACUGAUGUACAGAUCCUGGCUCGCAUGCAGGAGGAGAGUCUUCGGCAGGACUAUGCUGCCACAGCUUCCAGGCGUAGCUCUGGUUCGUCCUGCCACUCUCUGAGACGCAGCACCUUCAGUGACCAGGAGCUGGACGCCCAGAGUCUAGAGGACGAUGAGGAGGCUGUACACCCCGCCUUCCACCUCCCCUCGAACCGCUUCUCCCACUCCCCCAGACACUCCCCCCGCGCCUCCCCCAGGAACUCCCCACGCUCACGCUCCCCAGCACGCUCCCUGGAGUACAACCACAGCCGGGGCUCCCCGCAGCCAAUCAUCAGCCGGCUGCAGGCGCCACGUCACUCCCUGCAGGGCCAUGCCCCCCAAGACCUGCAGACCAACGUGGUGAAGAACGAAGAGAAGCUGGGGCGUAGUCUUCCUAACCUGACCCGCUCCAACGUGGCCCAGCAUGGCCCAGAGCCCGUCACGAACAGCAGGAGCUGUGAGUCCAACCUGCAAGUGCCAAACGGAAGCUCACCGAGACACCAGGCAGUCAUUCAGUCUGCCAUAGCCCAGCACUCCUCCACUCCACUCCACUCCCGGUACUCUACCCCCCCUCGCUCCUCCCAAACAGGAACUCCCUCUCGAUCCUUGCUGUCCCCGAAACCCAAACAGCACCUCCAAAGCCCUUCUUCCCUCCGAGUCCAUCUUUCCUGUUGCUUUGGAGAAGAAGGGGAUUUCAUCCCUUCUCCCAGUAAGCUGCGAACCCCAGCCACCCCGUCUCCCCUGGCCCUGAGGCAGCCUGUAAAGGCCACGUCUACCCCUGGCUCUGGAGCCUCCACCCCCACACGCUCCCUGGGCCCAGCACGCAGCGGCCUGCCCCGGCCCAGUGCAGGAGGAGGAGGAGGUGGCAUCCCUGUGCCUCGCAGCAAACUGGCCCAGCCAGUACGCAGGUCUUUACCUGCCCCUCGGAACUACAGUGGCGGAGAGAAUUGGAGAGAGGGCUGCUACUGAGGCUGGCAUGGCCAGCAGGGGGCACUGUUGCUCUCUCAUCAGCACAAAGAGGCAUACAAACAUUACAAUGCGGCACUUUAUCAACCAAGAUUACUUUUACCAUGAAUCAAGAAACUAUAUCAAAGACACAAGUCACAUUCUUCAUACUAUCAUGAGCAACAUGAUCUGAACAGCUGAAGCAACAUGGUGUGUUUAUCUGUGUGGAGAGGUUCUGAAGGGGCCAGGGGCCGUGCUAUUCCGGUUCCUUAGGACGUUCCUACUAGUGGCCCGCAACUGCUAAUAACCCAUCCGGACCCGCCCGACAAUGUGAAAAUCUGAGGUCCACACCCGACCCUUACCCGCUAAUAUAGAAAAUGCGCUGUAUACCACAUUCGAAACCAGCUAAACUAUUUUUUGACAGGGAGUGCAGGAUUCUUUUUGUGCCAAAUUUAGAUAUGUUACUGCAUAUCAUUUCUAACAUUUUAGUAGGCUAUUUGUUAUUUAACUUGCCUAUAAUUAGAUACAUGCAGCUUCUCUUCUUUCAUGAUAUGUAGCCCUAGAAGACCAAGUAAAUCCAUUAAUCAGUAGAAUGAACGCUUCAAUCUAGUUGACAUCGGUAGUUUUCUGUCAUCUGUUUAUUUUGCGGAUGUAAGACUUUUAGGGACCGGGGAGAAAAUGCAAUAACAAAAAAUAUAAACAGGAAUGAUUUUCUGUGCAACAUUUUCUAAGGAAAUUUGUAAGGAAAUCGAACGCUGUGAAAAAGAGCUGUGAAAAAUAACAAAAAGAUUUCUCCACUCCUGUUCCUGAGUCAAAAUGUUGCCUACAUUUGGUGUAUAAUUUUACUUCAGGAAAUGCUUAAUUCUGCAGGAGUUAAUAUUAAGGCUAUGUGGGAGGUUGUGAUUGUCAAAUUUGUGUAUCGCCUCAAUCAUGCAUAACAUAAACAUAGGUUUAGGGUAGGGAUGUCCCAAGGGUCCUGUAGAGUACUAACCAAGGGGCCAGGCAGGGCUGGCGUGCGGAAGGGGCCAGGCAGGGCUGGCGUGCGGAAGGGGCCAGGCAGGGCUGGCGUGCGGAAGCCCAGAGAUUCCAAAGAAACCGAGCUCCAGCAUCACGGCGCCUCCAGAGGGCACUGUCACAUGCCUCGGGGUGUCUGUUCAGCCAUCAGUCAAUCACACAAUGCUUUUCUCCAUCUCCCUUACUCCUUCCCUCGUCUCUUUUAUCUUUUCACCUCCCUCAGGUUGAAAUGUUUCUACACAUUUCUCUUUUUGCAGUCUGUUCUUAACAGAUGCCUUGGUUAGAGAUCUCUUAUGAUGAUGCUGUGCAGGUGAAGAGUUCCCUUAAUGUUAAAGAAAUGUUGUGAAUGUUUUACGAAGUGAACUCACCUCUGUAUGGUUGUGUUGUCAAAUCAUAGUUUUUGUCCACUUGUGAAACAACUAGAAUGUAUUAAUGUUUGUUUGGGACAUUAUUUAUUCAAAUAAUUAUUUAAAGAGUUCCUUUUCCAAAUAUACAUUUUCAGCAUUCGUUUUCUAUUGAUUUGAAUAAUUUGUAAAAAAUGAACAUUUUGAACCUCAACUGCAAAGCUUAUUCUCCAAAGUCUUUUGAGAUGGUUUAAUAACAGGACAUUUGUGUUUUUAUGUUGAACACACAGGUGACUGGUAGAAACAGGCCAAAGCCCCAUCUCUGAUCUUAACCAUAACUAUCGCUUAACCUGGACUGACUAUCACAUAUUUUCCAGAGCUGAGUAGACAGUAGUCAUGUCAAACUGGGCCAAUCACUGGUAGCCAUCACAGUCUCACUCCAAAUCUACUUCUGGAUUGGUUGGUUAGCUCCAUCUGCUCUCCCACAUUGGUUUAAUGUGCAGUUACAAUAUCUACUGUAUAGUCAGACAUGCUCCCACUAAAACAUAUAGAAUUCUGCACUUGUAACCCUGAGAUCUGAGCACGCAGAAAAGGCUUGAUGUAGUUCAUUUAAAACCUGCAACAAUAUUGUGUCAGUGUAUGUUAUGUCAAGAUGGAGAGAAUACAUUAUCAUGACAUCUUAAGUAAGAUAAUAAUGGAAGUUGUAUAAGUUAGUGGCCAUUUGCCUCUUGUGCUUUAAAAUGAAUCAAAGAGGAGUGCCGAGAUUCAUAGGGAUGGUAUUGGUGUGCCAGAAAUUAUCAAACUAGUGCCUAUUCAUUUAAAGUUUCACUUUAUUUUGAAUGUGCUUUUAUUUGUUCAUUUAUCAUUAUGUGCCAAUAAUGUCUUGGUUUGCCAAUAUAAUUUGUGCCUUUGCAUUUCUGCUUGAUUUAGUUUGGGCUAAUUUUGUUAUUUUAAUUGUAUCAUCAAUGCAUUUAUGAUUGCUUGUGUAUAAUAUGCGCCUUGAUAUUUAUAACAAAUGACUCUCAUUCUGUAAAUGAAACUAUUUAAGAGAGGUGCCUCUGUAUGUCAAGGUUUGGAUUUAGUGGGAAACUUGGCUAGUGUUGCAAAAAAUACAUGCCACACCAUUUUGGGAUAGUUUUUGUUAAUUCACCUUUUUAUAUUCACCAACAUGACAUUCGGGGUUGGAUUCAAUUCGUAUUGCAUAAGUAUCGCGGAAGAUCCAUGUUGAAAUUUAAAGGCAAUGUUUCCGCGUCCACAGAGACUACAUUCACGCUGCCUACGUCAGAUGUUCUGCGAUACGGAUUGAAUCCAGACCUCAGAUUCCCUGUAUAAACUCACAUUUCAAUUUUAAAAAGUUGAGAAAUCGUUGUCUACUGUGUCAUGAAUGGGUCAAUUUCAUUCAAACACUUGUCAUUUCAGUCAGGGCCGGCGCCAGUAGGAAUCAGUUGAUGGGCACAUUUUUUCCCACUGUACCUCCCAUGUGUGCACGCACUUGUGCAAUCAAUUUUAUUUUUUAAAUGGGUGUUAUAGUGAACACCAUAGGCAGCUCAUGAGUUUCAAAUUUGGGGAAGCUUACAAUUUAUCCUACAAAUUCUACUGAUCUGCGUGCCAGUUAUUAUUUUAUAUGUGCAUUAUUGUGGAACACUUUUUAAUUUCAAUAACAUUUCGUUGCUCAAUAAUUGUCAUGUGGUUGAUCAUCAAUCUGAAGUAAAAUGAUCAUCUAAAUGUUAAAAUAAAGGAGAGCACCAGCCUCUGCUAUAUGGACACAUUGAUAGUGUAAACUGUGAUCCAUUGUUGGCUAAAGAAAUAAGCGCAACUCUGAGAUAGCCUAUAGGCCAAUGGGCAGCACGCCUAUAACUUCAUCAAUUAAGUAAAAUAUAUAGGCCUAAAGCCGACAUUAAAACAGUAGAAAACAUUUCACAAUCUCUCUAUACUCUGCUAGGUGCAACAUUGUAUCAAAUUGUCAACUUGCAACAUUGUAUCAACUAGCCUAUUCGGGACAGAUGGCUGUUUUCUUUCCUAUGGCAUUUCCCCUGGAAAUAUGGAAUAAUCAGAUCAUGAUACACUACAGUAUACAAUACCAGUCAAACGUUUGGACACACCUACUCAUUCAAGGGAUUUUCUAUGAAAGAACACACAUGGAAUCAUGUAGUAACCAAAAAAGUGUUAAAUAGCCUUUACAGUCUGGAGGUGUGUUGGGUCAUUGUCCUGUUGAAAACAAAUGAUAUUCCCACUAAGAUCAAACCAGAUAGGAUGGCGUAUCGCUGCAGAAUACUGUGGUAGCCAUGCUGGUUAAGUGUGCCUUGAAUUCCAAAUAAAUCACUGACAGUGUCACCAGCAAAGCACCCCGACACCAUCACACCUCCUCCAUGCUUCACGGUGGGAACCACAUAUGCAGAGAUCAUCCGUUCACCUACUCUGCGUCUCACAAAGACACGGAGGUUGGAACCAAAAAUCUCAAAUGUGGACUCGUCAGACCAAAGGACAGAUUUCCAACUGUCUAAUGUCCAUUGCUCAUGUUUCUUGGCCCAAGCAAGUCUCUUCUAAUUAUUGCUGUCCUUUAGUAGUGGUUUCUUUGCUGCAAUUUGACCAUGAAGGCCUGAUUGACACAGUCGCCUCUGAACAGUUGAUAAUAAUAAUAAUAAUAUAUGCCAUUUAGCAGACGCUUUUAUCCAAAGCGACUUACAGUCAUGUGUGCAUACAUUCUACGUAUGGGUGGUCCCGGGAAUCGAACCCACUACCCUGGCGUUACAAGUGCCAUGCUUGAUGUUGAGAUGUGUCAGUUACUUGAACUCUGAAGCAUUUAUUCGGGCUGCAAUUUCUGAGGCUGUUAACUCUAAUGAACGUAUCCUCUGCAGCAGAGGUAACUCUGGGACUUCCUUUCCUGUGGCGGUCCUCAUGAGACCCAGUUUCAUCAUAGCGCUUGUUGGUUUUUGCCACUGCACUUGAAGAAACAUUCAAAGUUCUUGAUAUUUUCCUGAUUGACUGACCUUCAUGUCUUUCAAGUAAUGAUGGACUGUCGUUUCUUUGCUUUUGAACUGUUCUUGCCAUAAUAUGGACUUGGUCUUUUACCAAAUAGGGCUAUCUUCUGUAUACCACCCCUACCAUGUCACAACACAACGGAUAGCCUCAAACGCAUUAAGAAGGAAAGAAAUUCCACAAAUGUACUUUUAACAAGGCACACCUAUUAAUUGAAAUGCAUUCCAGGUGACAACCCCAUGAAGCUGGUUGAGAGAAUGCCAAAAGUGUGCAAAAAAGCUGUUAUAAAGGCAAAGGGUGGCUAGAAUCUCAAAUAUUUGUAUUUGUUUAACACUUUUUUUUGGUUUACUACAUGAUUCCAUACGUGUUCUUUCAUAGUUUGAUGUCUUCACUAUUAUUCUACAAUGUAAAAAUAAAGACAAACCCUUGAAUGAA
Oncorhynchus keta (chum salmon) is the source of this 6995-nucleotide messenger RNA. Its product is annotated as SLAIN motif-containing protein 2-like. Gene Ontology annotation, biological process: positive regulation of microtubule polymerization; cytoplasmic microtubule organization; microtubule nucleation. Gene Ontology annotation, cellular component: microtubule plus-end. The transcript has 10 exons. The record is from RefSeq and is a predicted model, not a curated record. The coding region runs from base 310 to 2247 and encodes 645 amino acids. NCBI's taxonomy places the organism in Eukaryota, Metazoa, Chordata, Actinopteri, Salmoniformes, Salmonidae.